UCGAUUACGGGUCUCGGUGGAACAGUCGCCGAGCCUGGCUUGAUUGCGAAUUGGCUACUGUGGAAGACCCGGAAUGGGGGGGUUGUUAAUAAACGAAGGCCGACGCAAUAGAGGUGGUAUGCACGAUUGAGGUCCAACCAUUCCAUCCCCCUGUCAAAAUAGCAGUCAGUAUGCGUCUGUUUCCUUCAGUAGCAGCUCUUUCCCUUGGGCUGUCGUCCAUCAGCCAUGCAGCCAAUGUCGACAACACCGACAACGUCUGCACCGUGCAGGCAAACGGCAACCAAAUCGACGACGUACCCAAUAUCCUGGAAGCGUUCGAGGAGUGCGGCAAUGGUGGUACCAUCAUCUUCCCGGAGGACCAGUCGUACUGGAUCGCAACGAGGUUGAAUCCCACGUUGAAGGACGUGGCGAUUGAAUGGCGGGGGAAGUGGACGUUCUCCGACAACCUCACCUACUGGCGCAACAACUCCUACCCCGUCGCCUUCCAGAACCAUCACGCCGGAUUCAUCAUCAGCGGCCAGAACAUCAGCAUCAACGGCUACGGCACCGGCGGCAUCGACGGCAACGGUAAUGUCUGGUACAACGCCGAGAAGGCCGACACGCAGCCCGGACGCCCCAUGCCGUUUGUUUUCUGGAAUGUCUCCGAGGUGGUCGUCGACAGCUUCUACGUCAAGGACCCGCCGCUGUGGAGCAUCAACAUCAUGAACGGGACUAACAUGCGCUUCAACAACAUGUAUUGCAACGCGACGGCAGUAGACGCGCCGUGGGGGGACAACUGGGUACAGAACACGGACGGAUUCGACACCAUGGAUGCCGUGAACAUCCAACUCACCAACUUCGUCUACCAAGGCGGGGAUGACUGCGUCGCGAUCAAGCCCCGCUCAUACAACAUCGACAUCCAGAAUGUCACCUGCGUGGGUGGCAACGGCAUCGCCAUCGGCAGCUUAGGUCAAUACCUUGAGGACAGCAGUGUUGCAAACAUCCGCGUCGACAAGGUCAAGAUAAUGCGCCACAACGAGGAUAUGCAUAACAGCGCCUACAUCAAGACUUGGGUGGGAGCCCUUGUUCCCCAAAGCUCGUACGAGAGUGCCGGUCUCCCCCGCGGCGAUGGUUGGGGCAGUAUCCGGAAUGUGCUCUUUUCCAACUUUGCGGUCCAUGGUGCCAGUGCUGGUCCCGCGAUCAGCCAGGAUAGCGGGGAUAAUGGGUCUUACGCGGGCACGAGCAAGAUGUUGAUCUCCAAUGUUGCGUUCGUCAACUUCACGGGCUAUAUCGAUGACGAUGAUGAUUCGGUGACUUCGACAAUUUCAUGCUCUGAGGUCCACCCUUGCUAUAAUAUUGACUUUGAUAAUGUGGUGUUGUACCCUUCGAAGAAUGCGACGACGCCGGGGACAGGAUCCUGCACGUAUACGGCUGAUGGAGGAGUGCAUGGACUGAGUGGGUGUUGACCGUUUUGGAUGGAAGAUGAUGAGAUUGGAUGUAGUUGGUUUU
This is a messenger RNA of Aspergillus heteromorphus CBS 117.55, 1488 nucleotides long. RefSeq names its product putative extracellular exo-polygalacturonase. Gene Ontology annotation, biological process: carbohydrate metabolic process. Gene Ontology annotation, molecular function: polygalacturonase activity. The record is from RefSeq and is a predicted model, not a curated record. The transcript is spliced from 4 exons. NCBI's taxonomy places the organism in Eukaryota, Fungi, Ascomycota, Eurotiomycetes, Eurotiales, Aspergillaceae. The coding region runs from base 171 to 1445 and encodes 424 amino acids.